UCAUGAUGUCACGCGUGUGAAAGGUCAGGGUGUAGAGGUUACGUACGUACGUGCGGCGUGUGAUGGCGGCGAGCGCCAUCGUUGUUUCUGAUUUCGUAUUUUCUGCACUUCAUUGAAUUGAUCUUUAGAUUUUUUUCCUACAUUAGUGUAUUUGGAGAAAAUAUCAUAAAACAUGGCUUCCACAGCGGCAGGAAAACAAAGAAUACCGAAAGUGGCAAAGGUGAAAAACAAAGCCCCAGCCGAAGUUCAGAUCACAGCCGAGCAGUUGCUCAGAGAGGCUAAAGAGAGGGAACUAGAGCUUCUACCACCGCCACCCAAACAGAAGAUCACAGAUGAAGAAGAGCUGAAUGAUUACAAGUUAAAGAAGAGGAAAGGAUUUGAAGACAAUAUCAGGAAGAACCGUACUGUCAUCAGCAACUGGAUAAAGUACGCGCAAUGGGAGGAGAGUCUCAAGGAGGUCCAGAGAGCUCGCUCCAUCUACGAGCGUGCUCUGGAUGUGGACCACCGGAACAUCGCUCUCUGGCUGAAAUACGCCGAGAUGGAGAUGAAGAACCGGCAGGUGAACCAUGCCAGGAACAUCUGGGACAGAGCCAUCACCAUCCUGCCCCGGGUUAACCAGUUCUGGUAUAAGUACAGCUACAUGGAGGAGAUGUUGGGCAAUGUUGCUGGGUGCAGGCAGGUGUUUGAGCGCUGGAUGGAGUGGGAGCCAGAGGAGCAGGCCUGGCACUCCUUCAUUAACUUUGAGCUGCGCUACAAGGAGGUGGAGAAGGCACGCUCCAUCUACGAGCGAUUUGUGAUCGUCCACCCUGAGGUGAAGAACUGGAUCAAGUACGCUCACUUUGAGGAAAAGCACGGCUACAUCGCGCACAGCAGGAAGGUGUUUGAGAGAGCGGUGGAGUUCUUCGGAGAGGACAACAUCAAUGAAAACCUCUACGUGGCCUUUGCCAGAUUUGAAGAGAAACAAAAAGAGUUCGAGCGCGUUCGCGUUGUCUACAAAUAUGCCCUGGACCGGAUUCCCAAGCAGAAGGCACAGGAGCUCUUCAAGAGCUACACCGUCUUCGAGAAGAAGUUCGGAGACCGGAGGGGCAUAGAAGACGUCAUUGUCAACAAGAGGCGCUUUCAGUACGAGGAGGAGGUCAAGGCGAAUCCCCACAAUUACGAUGCCUGGUUUGAUUACCUCCGCCUGGUGGAGAGCGAUGCAGAUCCCGACACUGUCAGGGAGGUUUAUGAGAGGGCCAUCGCUAAUAUUCCCCCUAUCCAAGAGAAGAGACACUGGAGGAGGUACAUCUACCUCUGGAUCAACUACGCCCUGUAUGAGGAGCUGGAAGUCAAGGAUCCUGAAAGAACAAGGCAAGUCUAUCAGGCAUGUCUUGAGCUCAUCCCUCAUAAAAAGUUCACAUUUGCCAAAAUCUGGUUGUUGUACGGCCAGUUUGAAAUACGACAGAAGAAUCUUGUGUUUGCCAGGCGUGGUAUGGGUACAGCUAUCGGUAAGUGCCCAAAGAACAAGCUUUUCAAGGGUUACAUCGAGCUGGAGCUUCAGCUGAGAGAGUUUGACCGUUGUCGGAAGCUGUACGAGAAGUACCUGGAGUUCGCUCCGGAAAACUGCACCACCUGGAUCAAAUUCGCCGAGCUGGAGACCAUCCUGGGAGAUACGGACAGGGCGCGAGCCAUAUUCGAGCUGGCGAUUGGACAGCCCCGCCUGGAUAUGCCAGAGGUGCUGUGGAAGUCGUACAUCGACUCUGAGAUCGAGCAGGAGGAGUACGGAAACACACGAGAGCUUUACAAGAGGCUGCUUCAGCGCACGCAGCAUGUGAAGGUAUGGAUCAGCUACGCGCACUUCGAGCUGUCCAUCGAGGGCGGAGGCCGCCUGGGGAGGUGCCGGCAGAUCUACGAGGAGGCCAACAAGGGAAUGCGCAGCUGCGAGGAGAAGGAGGAACGGCUCAUGCUGCUGGAGUCCUGGCGAGACUUCGAGCGCGAGUUCGGCAAUGACAGCACGCAGGACCGCGUCAGCAAGCUGCUGCCCGAGAAGGUCAAGAAGAGGAGGAAGCUGACCGCCGAGGACGGGUCGGACGCUGGCUGGGAAGAGUAUUACGACUACAUCUUCCCGGAGGACGCGGCCAACCAGCCCAACCUCAAGCUGCUGGCCAUGGCCAAGAUGUGGAAGAAAGAGCAGAUGCAGGACGAGGUGGACGAGGAGGAAGAGGAGGAGCUGGCCCGGGAGAGGGAGUGGGAACUAGCCAAAGAGAAGGAGAGGGAGGAGGAGGAGAGGCUGAUGGAGGAAGCCAGACAGAGGGAGAAGGAGGAAGAGGAGGAAGAGGAGGAGGACGAGGAGGAAGGAGAGGGUAGAACGCCACGGCGAGAGAGGAACGGUGAACCCCGGGAGAAGCGAAGCCCCGAGGGGGCGGCGCACGAUGACCGCGACGAUGACGAUGAAAGCAGCAGCAGCAGCAGCGGGAGCAGCAGCAGGAGCAGCAGCGGGAGCAGCAGCAGCGAUAGCGGUAGCGGAAGCGACAGUGACAGUGACAACGAUGACGAAGCCAAGAAAGCCAAGAGCAACAAAGACAGCAAAAAGAAGAACGAUGAGGCCUAAUUUCUGAUGACAGGAAAAAAUGUAUUCUCUCAAAAAAUGACUGUUUUGGCCUCUAUUCUUCACUCGGGUUUACUUCUGGUUUCUUUCUGCUUUUUUUAUACAAAAGAAUAAAAAAUGAAUCCAUUUUGUCAUUGAGAAUUUGCUACGGUUCCUGUCAUUGCUUCGUAAUGUCCCCUUCAGCUUCCUCGGAUAUCAAGGAACCGUACAUGAGUAUUGUAUUAAUUUGCCUUUUAAACUGUUUCAGAAAGAAAAGGCUGAGAACUAGUAAAAGUAGCAGUGGGAAGGUAAAUUGAAUGUCAGCUUGUUUUUUCCAAGUUAACAGCAUUUGUAUGACAACCGUAUCUUGUGAAUGUACAUUUACAUGAGAAAAAAGUUUCAGUAUUUUCAAGGAUUGGUGUAAAUUGCUUUUGCAAUGGCCUUUCUAAUAAUAAAAAAAUAACUUGCCACCCCCAA
Messenger RNA from Conger conger (European conger), 3043 nucleotides. It is a transcript of the gene crnkl1, whose product is annotated as crooked neck pre-mRNA splicing factor 1. NCBI's taxonomy places the organism in Eukaryota, Metazoa, Chordata, Actinopteri, Anguilliformes, Congridae. The record is from RefSeq and is a predicted model, not a curated record. The transcript has 14 exons. Gene Ontology annotation, cellular component: U2-type catalytic step 2 spliceosome; precatalytic spliceosome; post-mRNA release spliceosomal complex. The coding region runs from base 173 to 2590 and encodes 805 amino acids. Gene Ontology annotation, molecular function: protein binding. Gene Ontology annotation, biological process: mRNA splicing, via spliceosome; spliceosomal complex assembly.